Molecule: messenger RNA, 1352 nt
Organism: Ornithorhynchus anatinus (platypus)
Lineage: Eukaryota; Metazoa; Chordata; Mammalia; Monotremata; Ornithorhynchidae
Gene: APH1A
Product: aph-1 homolog A, gamma-secretase subunit
Exons: 7
Coding region: 34-831 (265 amino acids)
Biological process (GO): Notch receptor processing; positive regulation of catalytic activity; Notch signaling pathway
Cellular component (GO): membrane; gamma-secretase complex; endoplasmic reticulum
Molecular function (GO): protein-macromolecule adaptor activity
Source: RefSeq, a predicted model, not a curated record
CCGCCUCCCCGCCGCCCGCCCUGAUUGCCCGCCAUGGGGGCCGCCGUGUUUUUCGGCUGCGCCUUCGUGGCUUUCGGCCCGGCCUUCGCCCUCUUCCUGCUGACGGUGGCCGGAGACCCGCUGCGGGUCAUCAUCCUGGUGGCGGGGGCCUUUUUCUGGCUGGUCUCCCUGCUCCUGGCCUCCGUGGUCUGGUUCCUGUCGGUCCAGUGGAGCGACCGGAGCGACGCCCGGCUCCAGACCGGACUCCUGCUCUUCGGGGCGGCCGUGGCCGUCCUCCUCCAGGAAGCCUUCCGCUUCGCCUAUUACAAGCUGCUCAAGAAAGCGGACGAGGGGUUAGCGUCGUUGAGCGAGGACGGGCGGUCCCCCAUAUCGAUCCGGCAGAUGGCCUACGUGUCCGGAUUGUCCUUCGGCAUCAUCAGCGGCGUCUUCUCCGUCAUCAACAUCCUGGCGGACGCUCUGGGGCCCGGCAUAGUCGGGAUCCACGGGGAUUCCCCCCACUACUUCCUCACGUCCGCGUUCCUGACCACGGCCCUGGUCCUGCUGCACACCUUCUGGGGCGUCGUGUUCUUCGACGCCUGCGAGCGACACAGAUACUGGGCCCUCGGGCUGGUGGUGACCAGUCACCUGCUGACCUCGGGCCUGACGUUCCUGAACCCCCGGUACGAGGCCAGCCUGCUGCCCGUCUACGCGGUGACCGUGGCCAUGGGGCUGUGGGCCUUCGUCACGGCCGGCGGCUCCCUCGGCGGCGUCCGACGCAGCUUCUCGUGCGGGCGGGCGGAGGACAGCGGCGUGAUGAUGUACUCGGCCCUUCGCUUCCCCACCGAGGACUGAGCGGGCGGGAGGGAGGGACGGGCGGGGGGAGAGGGGCUGGGGAGGCCCCUUCCCCCCGGUCACCGGAUCCCUGGGUGACCCGGGGCGGCGGGGGAAGUGUGUGUGUGGGGGGGGGGGAGACUCGACGGUUGCCGUGGAGAUGGGACUCUGAGCCGGCGGGGAGGGGGUAGAGGGGCAGAGGGGACGCGGGGGUUUGGGCAGCGGGAGGGUGGGACGGAAGCCCCCUCCCCCCAGGCCCACGCCGACCAGUCUGGCUGGAGCCCGCCUCGCUCUCUCGGGCCCGUGGCCCCGGAUGGGUCUGUUUUUAAGAGGGGGAGCGGGUCACCGACCCCUCGGUCUCUUCCUCCUUCCACCCCCCCGCCCCCGGUCGACCCCUCUCUGCCCCUCCUCCUCCCCCCGCGAGAUCCUGGGGCAACUGAGGCGAGGGACGGUUAGGCCCGGGCAGGAGCCGAGGCGUCUGGAUCCUAAUGGCCUCCGUUUUCACCCUCCCACCCGCCCUCGGCCCCCAGGGUGGGGAGGGG